UGCUUUUUUUAAAAGAAAAAUAUAAAUGUUAUAUUUGUUAAGUUUUAAAAUAAUUAAUAUUAAAAUAUUUAAUAUACUUAAAUAGAAAAAGCAAAAUAACAUUAUUUAUUGAUAAAAAAGGAAUUAUUUUAAAACAAGCAAGGAGGCUGAACAAAGAAAAAAAAUUAGAAAUUGAAUUGGACAAACAUUUAUAAAAAUUAAUAGAAUUCGAAAUGACAGAGUCACAGAGAGAAUCGAUUAGUUUUAGUAAUAUGCCACCAGGAGUCUUAGAAAAUGAUAGUCGAAAUAAUUCAGCUGAUGAUAUACAGAUAGCAUUAGCACCACAUAUACAAUCAUAUUUAAGUCAAACUGGUAGACGACAUUCAUGUUGUAGUGUUAUGUUACCAGUUGCAUUUGAACGUGCUGCUGAAAAAUCAUGGUUACAUCCAAGAUUUGAUUCAGCAGUAUUAGAAGGACAAUAUCAAACUAGUGUUUAUCCACAAAUACGGAAACGUUAUAAAUUCGCCCUUGCCUACAUUCUGUUAUGCUCAGCAGUAUGGUUCCUAUAUUUUACAUUUUAUACUAGUAAAUUAAUUGGUGAUCAUUGGAUAUCAGUAACGAGUUCCUAUGCAAUAUUAUUUGUAUUUUCAAUAUUUGGUUUUUAUUUUACAAAAACAAAUUUUUAUAGAGCACAUACAGAUAUAACAUCAGCUGUGACAGCAAUAACAUUAUGUUUAACAUCACUAUUAUUUUUAGCUACAACCAAAGAAGCAUUCAGUCCAUUAGGACAUUUUGCUAUUUGUUUAGAAAUUAUAUUAUUAAUUUAUACAGCUCUACCAAUGCGAUUAUGGGUUAGUGGAUUAAUUGGUAUUACAUAUUCAGUGUUAUUUGAAUUAUUAACAUAUUUAAUUGGAGCGAUACCAAUACAUGGCGGCCGAAUGAAUCAAUUUUGUUAUAAAAUUUUAAUUUUAAGAAUUUUAUUACAAAUCAGUGUACAUUUGAUUGGUUUACAUGUACUAGUUAUGAAUAUUGUACGAUGGCGUGGUACAUUUAUGAAAGUUGGACAAAAUUUAUUAGUAAGACGACAAUUAGAAAUGGAAAAACAAUUAAAAGAGAAAAUGAUACAUUCUGUGAUGCCACCAAAAGUUGCAAAUAUGCUAUUAAAAGAAGGUGGAGCAAAUGGUUUAGAUGAUUCAACUGAAAAUAAUACAGAAACAAGUUAUGAAAAUUUUAUGCGUCCACGGCCAUCAAAUGAUGUAAAAUCAUUAUUUCGUCCAUUUCAUAUGAGUAGUAUGGAUAAUGUUAGUAUUCUGUUUGCUGAUAUUGUCGGUUUCACAAAAAUGUCAUCAACAAAAACAGCUGAACAGCUUGUUGAAAUCUUAAAUGAUUUGUUUGAACGUUUUGAUGAUUUAUGCAAUUUGAAUGGAUGCGAAAAAAUAUCAACUCUAGGUGAUUGUUAUUAUUGUGUUUCUGGAUGUCCUGAACCGAGACCAGAUCAUGCAAUAUGUUGUGUUGAAAUGGGUAUUGGUAUGAUUGAAGCUAUGAGAUGUUUUGAUGCACAACGAGGAGAAGGUGUUAAAAUGAGGGUUGGCGUUCAUACUGGAACUGUAUUAUGUGGUAUUGUAGGAACUAGGCGUGUGAAAUUCGAUGUAUGGAGUAAUGACGUUACAUUAGCCAAUAAAAUGGAAUCAACUGGAAAACCAGAACAAGUUCAUAUAUCUGAAGAAACUUCAAGCUUUUUGGGUGAUGCAUAUUUUUUGGAAGAGGGAGAAGAAGUUUUCGGUCACAGAACGUACUUUGUUGUUGGACGACGAACGUCAAGAAAUAGUAGCAUCACACCAAUUUCCAAGUCUGAAUGUAAUCAUUUAACGCCUGAUGGCUAUAUUAAUGGAGUAGUUUUAUCACAGAGUGCUACAAAUUUAUCAACAGUUCAACCUGCAGUACCACCUGCAUCACCUGUUGGUCAAAUAUCAUCUUCAUUGAAUCCUUCUCCAGUACUAUCAAUAAGGCCACGUCUAACUUCAUUUAGUAUGAAAAUACGAAAAAAAUCUACAGCAAAUGUAACAGAUUCAGAGAAAGGUUCAAAUAAUCCACAAAAGCCAAUUUUACCACAACAACAUCCAAAAAUUAUAAUCACAGCGAAAUCAUUACCGGGAAGUUUAGAUUCAGAUCACGAACCUGAUGAUCUUGGGUCAAAUGGUGAAACAAAUGGCAAAUCAAAAAAUAAUUCAAAACCAACAUUAGAUGGAACAGGCAACGGAACCGAAAAUAAUAACUCAGCAGCCAAAUAUGCAGCCAAAUUGAAAAACUGGAAAGUUCCAAAAUUUUUAAAAAAGACUGAAAAUGAAAUCAACAAUAAAGCUCAACAAAAUAACUCAGGUAACUGUUUAAAUAAACCAAAGGGUACUGAUGAGGUCAUAAACAUUGAUCAAAAUGGUUAUCAACAAUUGCCAGUUUUAAUUGAAACACCAAGACCACGUGUACAUACUUUAGAUAUUCCAUCGAAAGCACUAGCAUUAAGUCCGCAUAGUGCUCAUAAUGGCCGGGGAUCACUUACCAUUAAAUCUCCAGAUGGCAGUUGUUGUUCACCAGGCAUAUUGGCUCCACCGACUGGGCAAUCUAUUUUCGAUGACAUCAUUGAUGUUCGGUCGUAUAUCUCACAAUCACGUAGUGAUAUAUCACCAUUUGGCCGUUCUGGAUCAUAUCGUUCACAAUGUGGCCGAUCUGGUGGUGGCAAUUCGGAAACAUCACCAUUGGCAAGACAACGAAGUCAUACGAUGGCUGGUCGAGCUGAGAGUCCAACAAAACGCAAUAGUAGUUGUGGUGUUGUUGGUCUAAAUGCUAGCGGUUUAGGUGGUGUUUGGCCGGAUGGUUUAAGUAUAUGUCCAUCGGCAACAAGUCGAAAAGAUUCUGGUAUAAAAAGUAAUAGUCGACGAUCUAGUAUACAACAACAAAUUUAUGCACUUAAUCAAUCAACAAUAUCCCAGCAUAGAGUAUCGGGUUAUUUUACUAGUUCAACAUCAAGUUUAUCAAAUGCACCAAUAAAUCCAGAAACUUUAUGUGAUAGUCAACAUUUUCCAUCACAAUUUCCAACAGUUAGUUUUCAAACACCACAACAACAUCAAGCAGAGAAUCAACCGUUAUCAGAUCCGCUUGCCGCUUGUUUACAACAAUUGCGCAAGCAGUCUGAUUUACAGUUGAUACGUUGCGUGAGGGAUAAUGCGAAAUCACAAAGAAGUUAUUUAGUGAAACCACCGUUAAAUAAAUUAACAUUAUUUUUUAAAUCAAGACAAAUGGAACGUGAAUUUCGUUCAAAGGCACAUCGAUUCGGUUCAGAAUCAGAAUCAGAAGGACCACCAACACUUGCAACACCCCGCUAUAACACAUACAUUGAUAUUUUUGUUGGUAUUGUAGUUUAUUUUUGUAUAUCAGCAUCAUUAUUUUUAAUGACACCAACUUAUGAUGGCGGUCCUGAAACAUCAUCAGAGUACCGUAUAUGGGCAUCAUGUUUUUUUACAUUUACAACAAUUCAAAUAUUCGCUUUGUUCCUAUUCACAAGGCAAAUACGUCGUCGACAUUCAAAUUCUAUGAAAAGUCGAUUAAUGAUUAAUAAUUCAAAAAAUUCAAAAACAUGUGCAGAUCGUUUAUUUGAAUCAAUUUCUAGUUGGUAUCCGUGGCAUACAUGCCUAGCGAUACUUAUGUCAUUACCUGUGAUAUUAAUUGUUGUUAAUUUUACUCUUCUUGAUUUAAGUAAAUUGGAAGCAUUCGAAUACCAUUAUGGAUUUUUAAUUUUUGUUUGUAUUUUUCAUUUUUGUAAUUUCACUCAAUUAAAUUGUUGGAUGAGAAAUUUUUUAGCAUUAUUGGCAGCAUUUUGUUUUAUUGGUAUGGCUGUUGGCCAACUAAUGGUAUAUUCUAGUCGUAUAGAAGAAUUAAAUGAAAGAAAUUUAAAUCAGAGUGCAGUUGAAAUUGUUAGUCCACAUUUAUAUGAAGAUAUUAAAUGGUUUCAAAAUUAUCAUGUCGAAAUAUAUCUAGAUUUAGUUUUAUUACUUAUACUAGUCUGGAUACUUAAUCGGGAAUUUGAAAUUGGUUAUCGCUUAACAUUUUAUGGUAAUGCUGUUGCAAAUCAAGAUAAAAUUCGUGUACAAAAUAUGAAAAAUCAAGCUGAUAUGCUAUUACAUAAUAUAAUACCAAAACAUGUUGCUGAACAAUUAAAGAAUACUGCAAAAUAUUCAGAAAAUCAUCAUAAUAUUGGUAUAAUAUUUGCAAGUAUUGUUAAUUUUAAUGAAAUGUAUGAUGAAACAUAUUUGGGUGGUAAAGAAUAUUUAAGAGUAUUAAAUGAAUUAAUUGCUGAUUUUGAUGAAUUAUUAUCACGUAGUGAAUUUAAAAGUGUUGAAAAAAUUAAAACAAUUGGUAGUACAUUUAUGGCUGCUAGCGGUUUAGAUCCAUCAAAUCGUGGUGAUAAUGAUGAACAUAUUAUAACAUUAAUGGAAUUUUCAUUAGCAAUGUUAUCUGUUGUUGAUGCAUUCAAUAAAGAUUUAUUAGAAUUUAAUUUAAUAUUAAGAAUUGGUUUUAAUGUUGGUGAUGUUACAGCUGGUGUUAUUGGUACAAGUAAAUUACAUUAUGAUAUAUGGGGUGAUGCUGUUAAUGUUGCUAGCCGUAUGGAUUCAACUGGUGUUGCUGGACGUAUACAAAUAAGAAAAGAGUGCCUACAAUAUUUGGAUAAUAAUUAUGAAUUUGAACCGCGUGGUAAAGUCUAUGUUAAAGGUAAAGAUAAUAUGGAAGUAUAUUUAUUUAAAUGUAAGAAACCCGAUCAAAUUGAUUCAGAUGAUGUUAAUAUUAUGUGUUAAAAAAAUUUGAAAUUACUAAAACUAUUAAAGUAUUAUAGAAGAACAUUGAGUUGGGGAAAAUCGGGACAAAAUAUUUUCGAUAUAAAAAAAAUUUUUUUGUAUUGAAAGAAGGAAAUUUUUUUUUUUAUUUCAAAAUUUUCAUUUAAAAAAUUUUUGUUUAUUAUGAAGAAUAAUGCGUCUUAAGAAGAUAAUGACGUAAUAUUUAAGUAUAAAAAUAAUAACCGGGAAACAUAUACGCUUUUAGGAUAAAAAAAAAAAAAAAACAAACUAGUAUAUGAAAUUUAAUAUCAUAUAAUCAAUCAUCCUUUUUGAACAAAAAAUAUUACUUCAUCUUCUUCUUUAAAUGGAAAUUUAAUUUCCAUUUUAAUUUUUUUAAUACAAUCAAAAAAUUCUUGUAAAAAAAUUUAAAUAUACGCAUAAAAAAAAAACAACAUAA
Molecule: messenger RNA, 5262 nt
Organism: Condylostylus longicornis
Lineage: Eukaryota; Metazoa; Arthropoda; Insecta; Diptera; Dolichopodidae
Gene: Ac13E
Product: adenylate cyclase type 9
Exons: 5
Coding region: 213-4826 (1537 amino acids)
Biological process (GO): intracellular signal transduction; adenylate cyclase-activating G protein-coupled receptor signaling pathway; cyclic nucleotide biosynthetic process
Molecular function (GO): adenylate cyclase activity
Source: RefSeq, a predicted model, not a curated record